Messenger RNA from Brachypodium distachyon (stiff brome), 641 nucleotides. Its product is annotated as putative cysteine proteinase inhibitor 7. Gene Ontology annotation, molecular function: cysteine-type endopeptidase inhibitor activity. Lineage: Eukaryota; Viridiplantae; Streptophyta; Magnoliopsida; Poales; Poaceae. The record is from RefSeq and is a predicted model, not a curated record. Bases 147 to 557 code for a protein of 136 amino acids. The transcript has a single exon.
AAUUAAUAUCUUCCUGAUCAUGAUGCCAAAAAAAGCAACAUCUAUUUAACAGCCCUCAAUUCCACUCCAGUUGAACACAAUCACCACAUAAACCAUCUCAUCUCAAACAACCGACAUCCAAAUCAAGAAUCAAGAAACAAAGAAAGAUGAGGACCUCAUCUAGCAGCUUCUUCCUCCUCAUGGCCGUCGCCGGGGUCAUGAUCUACGGCGCCACGGGCUGUGGAGAGCCAUUCAAGCAAGAACCCGGAGUCGCGGAGCAUCUCUCCGUGGGCGCAUGGGAGCCGAUCCUGAACCUGAAUGACCCAAGCAUCCGGGAGCUGGGCAGCUGGGCUGUGGCGCAGUACGGGAUGCAUGCCAACUGCAGGCUCAAGUUCAACAAGGUUGUCAGCGGCAGGAAGCAGCUGGUGGCCGGUGUCACCUACGAGCUCUUCAUCGACGCCUCGCCGGAGUUGGUUGCAGCAGGAGGAGGAGGAAGUUCGACGUUCAAGGCCGUGGUUUAUGAGAAGGCUGGGGCUAACAGCCGCAGGCUCGUCUCCUUCGCCAAGGCUAGCUUGUAGAAGUGAUGAUCGUUGUGUACGCCGUGGAAGGGAUUUGAUCAAAUAAAUGAAUGAAAUUGUCCUCUCUUAUUGUCUCGUGUGUUU